Molecule: messenger RNA, 3430 nt
Organism: Magnolia sinica
Lineage: Eukaryota; Viridiplantae; Streptophyta; Magnoliopsida; Magnoliales; Magnoliaceae
Product: GPI ethanolamine phosphate transferase 1
Exons: 18
Coding region: 194-3157 (987 amino acids)
Biological process (GO): GPI anchor biosynthetic process
Cellular component (GO): endoplasmic reticulum membrane
Molecular function (GO): mannose-ethanolamine phosphotransferase activity
Source: RefSeq, a predicted model, not a curated record
CCAAAACCCCCUCUCCCUGAUGCAAGUGUUUAGGGGGCAUAUCACCUAAUAAAAGUCUAAAGAGAGAUUGCAGUAGUUGUGGCCUUCUCAGUCUUGGCUUUGAAACUGAAAUCUCGUUUUUUCUUUCUAUUCUACAUUUGCUCUUGAUUGCUCUCUCUCUCUCUCUCUCUGAAAGCCUCAUAUCGGAAGGAGAAUGAGGGAAGAUGGGAUAUUGGGAGGGCGAGAUGGAGAUCAACGCAAGGACGCUCUUCCCAACAACACACGCCAACGUUGGCUGAAGAGGCGGGAGAGAUGGCUGGUCGUUCUAGGAGUCCUACUCCACGCUGUCUACAUGCUCAGCAUCUUCGACAUCUACUUCAAGAGUCCCAUUGUCCACGGCAUGGAUCCCGUCCCUCCACGCUUCCCCGCCCCCGCCAAGCGCCUCUUCCUUCUUGUGGCUGAUGGCUUACGUGCUGACAAAUUCUUUGAGCCGGAUUCCGAAGGGCAAUUCAGGGCACCUUUUCUCAGAAGUGUAAUAACAGGAAAAGGUCGUUGGGGAGUAUCUCAUGCUCGCCCUCCAACAGAAUCAAGGCCGGGUCAUGUUUCUAUAAUUGCUGGCUUCUAUGAAGAUCCUAGUGCUGUUACAAAAGGAUGGAAAGCUAAUCCUGUUGAAUUUGACUCUGUUUUCAACCGGAGUCGGCACACAUUUGCUUUUGGUAGUCCAGAUAUUGUUCCGAUAUUCUGCAGUGCUUUGCCACAUAGCACCUGGAAUACAUAUCCUCAUGAAUUCGAAGACUUUGCAUCUGAUGCAUCCUUUUUGGAUCAGUGGUCCUUUGAUGAAUUUCACAGCCUUCUGAACAAGUCGAAUGAUGACCCUAAAUUGAAGCAGUUGCUUCUACAGGAUAAUCUGGUCUUCUUUCUCCAUCUACUCGGUUGUGAUACCAAUGGUCAUGCACAUAGGCCUUAUUCAUCCAUCUAUCUCAACAAUGUCAAGGUGGUUGAUCAUAUUGCUGAAAAUGUAUAUAAUCUUGUUGAAACAUAUUUCCAGGACAACCGGACAGCCUAUAUUUUCACUGCUGACCAUGGCAUGAGUGACAAAGGAAGUCACGGCGAUGGGCAUCCUUCAAACACCGAUACUCCUCUUGUAGCUUGGGGAGCUGGUGUUCAGACUCCGAAAUUGGUGUCAGGCAAUGGACAUUUUGAUGCUGGUUUUCGUUUUGUUGAUGAGCAUAAGCAUGACAUGCCUACACCUAUUGAGUGGGGCCUCGGAAGCAUAGAAAGAGUGGAUGUUAAUCAAGCUGAUAUAGCUCCUCUUAUGUCAACUCUUCUUGGUUUGCCAUGCCCUGUUAAUUCAGUUGGAAAUUUACCUCUGGGUUACAUUAGUUUGAGUGAGGCUGAAGAAGUUGAAGCUGCAAUAGCAAAUACGAAGCAAGUCCUUAAUCAGUUCCUCCGCAAGUCAAAGCUAAAGCAGUCAAACACCUUAAAGUUUAAGCCUUUCAAACCUCUGGCAAACUAUUCCUCUGUUUUAGAUCGUAUUGAAGAUCUGAUAUCUAGUGGAAACUAUGAAGCUGCUAUGGAGCUGUCCCAAAAUCUAAGAAGUUUGUCCUUGGCAGGUCUUCAUUAUUUCCAAACAUACGACUGGUUGAUGCUCAUGACCACAGUUACUCUAGGAUAUAUUGGUUGGAUGAUUUGUCUUGUUCUCCAUGUAUUGCAAUCUUAUACCUCUCUCGUGGAGAGUAUUUAUAAGAAGAAUCAAGGGAUUCGUCUGUGGAAGAGCAAUAGAAGAGCAUAUUUAUGUGGAAUGCUAUUGAUGGGAAUACUCUGUGUUCUACUGUUUAUUGAGAAUUCUCCUCUUCUUUACCAUGCUUAUGUUGCAAUGACGGUGUUUCUCUGGACUCAAAUAUUUAGUGACAUUCAGUUUCUAAAAGCAGUAUGGAGAUCCUUGUCUGGGAGCAAAGUUAAUUUUAUUGGGAAGCUUCUAGCCUCUUGUGCUGUGUCCAUAUUUACUCUUGAAUUCCUGGUGACUAGCUUUUAUGAAAGGAAGCUCUACACUUGGUGCUUCCUCAUUAUUGGGGUCGUAGCUGCUCUUUAUAUUUUUUACAAUAUUCCAGGGAGACCAAUGAUACCAUUUUUUAUAUGGGUUGCGUGUUGGCUUUUAUCCAUUUUUACGUUAAUGCCAGCAGAAAUUCCUGACAACACUCACUUGGUAAUUGCAAGUGGAGCUAUAGUUAUCCUGAUAGGGAUGGCUGCUAGGUGGCUUGAUUCAAGUACCAGAGGAAGUAAGUAUUGGCUAUGCAUCCUCAAUUAUGAUAAACAAAGGUCCAGGUUUCAGAAACUAUUUCAUUUGCAGGCUCUUCUAGUUGGGCUAUCAUCAGGGAUGGUGUGGUUAUCCACUUCUCACAGAACCCAGAAGCAAGAACUUCUCACGUUGCACCAGUUGAUAAACUGGUCCUUAGCAGGUCUUUCUAUGGUUCUACCACUGUUUUCACCAACCAGCCUCUUGGAUCGCCUCUCCUCUAUAUUUCUUGGUUUCGCUCCACCUUUUCUACUUCUAUCUAUCGGAUAUGAAGCUGUCUUCUAUAGUGCACUUGCUCUUGUCCUUAUGGCAUGGGUUUUGAUUGAAUGUGCAGUUCUCCACUUUUCUGAAGUGAAGAACUCACCUGCUUACAUAAAAAAUGUUGAGGAUCAAGUCAUCCUUAACCAUGAUGAAAGAUACUUGCAGCUGUCGGACAUGAGAGUUCCUUUGAUCUUUAUGGUGUUGUUUAAUGUUGCAUUUUUUGGAACGGGGAAUUUUGCCAGUAUAGCAAGCUUUGAGAUAUCAUCUGUCUAUCGGUUCAUCACAAUCUUCAGUCCAUUUCUGAUGGCAGCGUUACUUAUCUUCAAGUUGUUUAUCCCAUUCAUGCUCGUCAUAUGUACAUUUAGUGCUAUAACCAAGUUAAUUCGAGUUCCACGACUGGGGUGCUAUUUCCUUGUGAUUUUAUUUUCUGAUGUAAUGACCAUCCACUUCUUUUUCCUGGUCCGCAAUACUGGUAGUUGGAUGGAAAUUGGUAACAGUAUCAGCCAUUUUGGAAUCAUGAGUGCCCAAGUUGUGUUUGUGCUGCUGCUCUUUGCCCUUACAAAUAUAUACACGAAAGGUAUCCAAGUCAGAUUGCCGAAGUCCUCCCAGAAAGCGAUAUAGUGAACUGGAGUUUGAAAGUUCCACCAGCAGAUAAGAUGUUUCCAUUUGGACCAUGGAUGGUUUGGAUUUCUUUGUUCCAAACUACAUAUAUGAACAUCCGAGGUUUUUUAUUCCUUUUUAUUUUUUAAUUUUUAAAAAAAUUCUUUUGAUAGAUAUGAACAGUUGAAGUGCAAGUAGAUGGCUGGACAUUGUAGCUCAAUUUUGACUCAAGCUUUCUAGUCCUUGUAAUGAUGUAAUUUCUUGCAGACUUUUUAUUCUCUGUUCCUUACAUCA